UAAAAUAUGAUUUGUUCGGAAGUUACACAGUAUUAAAUAAUAUUAUGUUAUAACCCAUAUUGACAUAUUUGUAAUUGUAGCGGUUUAAACAAAGUGGAAAGUUGGAGAAAAGGAAAGAUUUAAAAAAAAAGAUUGUUUUUUGAAACAGUUAAAGGCACGUUGUGUUGAAUGAAGAUCUGUGGCUUCCACUGAAUUUAUGUUAUAUUCUGCCAUGAAACGCAAACUGAAGUAGAUACAAUAGAAAAUGUGCAUUGCAAGCUGUCAAAGAGGAUUCCAUGAAUAAAUAGUUUUCUUUAAUUUUUGGAGUGGUAUGGUGUGGACAGAGAGAAAAAUGACCCAGGAAAGGAUUGGCCGAGGGGGAAUGGCACCAGGAACUGAAGUAGUAGCAAGGUACAACUAUGAUGCAAAAUCAGAAGAAGAUUUAUCUUUUCAGAAAGGUGACAUAAUGACAAUCGUAAGACCAACUCAGGAUCCAAAUUGGUUACGUGCUCGACAUGUUGAUGGAAGAGAAGGUUUGAUUCCUGCCAUCUAUAUCUAUAGGAGAGCUGAGGUGAAACUGAAUGCAAUGCCAUGGUUCCAUGGGAAAAUAACACGAGAAAAAGCAGAGGAUUUGCUCCGAGCAGGUGAUGACGGGUUAUUUUUGGUUCGGGAAAGUACAAACUUUCCAGGUGAUUACACAUUGUGUGUGUGUUACAAGAGUAAAGUGGAACAUUACAGGGUUAUCUAUACAGACAACAGACUCACUAUUGAUGAAGAAGAAUACUUUGAAAACUUGUCGAAGCUGGUAGAGCAUUACCAGAAGGAUGCAGAUGGUUUGUGUACACAGCUUCGAAAACCUGUUCCCAAAGAGGGAGGACUUGAGUUUUCUGUUGACUCAAGUGCCUUUGAGCAAGCUGGCUGGGUAGUUGACAAACAAGACCUAAAACUAGGAGAAGUGUUAGGGAAGGGUGAAUUUGGUGAUGUGUUAUUAGGAACAUUACGGGGUCAAAAAGUAGCUGUAAAAAUUUUGAAAGACUGCAGUAAAGCAGCCCAAAAGUUCCUUGCAGAAGCAUCAGUAAUGACAACUUUACAACACACAAAUUUGGUGCAACUUAUUGGAGUGGUUUUUGAUGGACCAUCUAUCUAUAUCCUCACAGAAUUUAUGGCUAAAGGAUCACUAGUGGAUUAUUUGCGCUCUAGAGGAAGGAUGCACGUUUCUAAAAAAGAUCAAAUAGCAUUUGCAGCGGAUACUUGUGCUGGUAUGGAAUAUUUGGAAUCUAAGCAUGUAGUACAUAGAGACUUGGCUGCAAGAAAUGUUCUUAUCUCAGAGGAAGGAGUUUCUAAGGUUUCUGAUUUUGGUCUUGCUAGAGAGGAAACUUUUAACUUAGAAGGUGGAAAAUUCCCGAUUAAAUGGACUGCACCUGAAGCUCUUAAACACAGUAAAUUCUCCAACAAGUCGGAUAUGUGGAGUUUUGGAAUUCUUUUGUGGGAAAUUUAUUCUUUUGGUAGAGUGCCUUACCCACGAAUUCCUCUAGCUGAUGUAGUUAAACAUGUUGAAAAAGGGUAUCGUAUGGAAGCACCAGAGGGGUGUCCUCCUGAAGUAUAUGAGAUUAUGAGACAAGCUUGGGACUUAGAUCAAGACAAGCGUCCUACAUUUGCAGAAGUUUUGAAACACCUUGAACACUUACGAUCUCUGACUCUUUGAUAUGUAUUUUUUUGCACAAUGUGAAAAAUAGAGAAAGAGUUUGAGAAGUUUCCUUACAUCAGAUCUUUUAGUUAUAGUGGGUGGAGUUGUGGAAUUGGUGCCUUAUCAAAUAAGAAAAACUUAAACUGUCAGAGGUUAAAAACUGUUCUUGUUGAAAAUAUAGUUAGCAACUUUUGAAGUCUUCAUAAUGCACUGUAGACCUGCAACCUAGAGGAACUACAAAAGUGUUUUUGGAAGCAGAUUGUGUUUGGUAUUAAUAACUUAUGAAGGAAUUUAGUGAAGAUCAUAAAAUUCCCGAUAAGGAAAUUCUAUUUUAUAAUUUAGAGGAUAAAUAUGAAAACACGUAUCUUGGUAUUUACUUUUUUUUUUCUAAUGAAAACUUUGUGAUGCAGAUUAAGUAAUUAUUAUCAACGUAGAAUUGUUUGAAUUUGUUUUUAAUGUUUGAUUUGUAAAAGUGUCUAAAAGCUUAAGCAUUUUACUUACAUUUUUCACUGUUAUGCUUUAGUAUUUUUGUUUUUUUUUAUGCUAUUUUUUAUUUGCUGUCUAAAAAAACUUCAAAUAAUAUUCAAAUUCAAGCAUCAUUCAGUUGUACAUCUUAAGCUUUGGCUGUAAUCUCAAUUCAACUAAGAAAAUUGCAUGAUUAUGGUAAAAAAAUUUGCUAGAAUAGUGUUAGCUAUAGGUACCUUUGGUUAGUCCUUCACAAAAAUGUUUCUUUUAAUUCUGUAUUGAAAUAAGUUUUAUAAGAAAGGGUUUAUGGUUUUAUUAAGCUUUGAUUACCACAUGAGGCCUGUCUAUUAAAUGUCCUGCCAGUGUCCUAUGAGAAAGAUUUUUAAUAAAUCUAUCUCAAUGAUGAAGUUAAAGAAUUGCAGUAUUGAUCCAGAGUUUUUUAAAUGUUGUAAUAGACAUGUAACCAAAAUAAAGCCAACCAAGUUAUUUUUCUAUUAAGAAUUACAUGUAGAUGAGACUAUUUCUUCAAAUUUGUUAAGCAAAUAAGUUUAGAAACCACAUAUUUUCAUUGUUUGUUAUAGGUAACAUUAUAAGUUAUUUAUACAGAACUUUCUCUUGAAUCUGUGUCAAUUUGAAUAUUUGUCCUGUUUUCUUUGUAUAUGAAAAAUGACCUUGGAACAUGGAAAUUUUUAUAACAUUUUGGUAAAUUUUGAAGAGGUGUUUUACAUUAUAUUGGCAUAAUAUGUAUGUAGGAUUAUCAAUAUAUAAUCAUUCAUAAACAGGGUCAACUGAACUUGUUUCAUGUGAGUACAUUGUUAGAUAAAAAACAUGAGCAAUAUUGACAUUCUAGGCUUGCUUUAUUAACAUGUAUAUAUCAUUUGCAUUUAUAUUGUAUUCAUAUAGCAUUUAACAAUCAUAACACUAGACGUUUAGAGAAAACAUUUACAAUCAAAAAAGGGUCUUCCUCAGGAUCUGAGUUUAGGAACUAUUUAGGAACUAUACAAAGUUUAAAUGUUUUUGAUUUAGUUAAGUGUGUUUGGUAGGUUGAUUUUUGUUCAUUUUGUAUCAGAGAAAUAUUGAGGGAGUAAUUCCAUUAUAAAAUGAUACUGAACCAGCAUAAUUAACACUUUCAGGUGGUAAUGUACAGAACUUAAUGCUAGGACUAGUUUCACUUGAUACAACGUAUAAGUAAACCUUUACACAAUAUUCAGGUAAUUGUAGCUGGUUUGUUAUAAGUUCUUUUGUUUUCAUGAAAGCCUUACACUAGUGGCCAAAUGCUUAUUCCUCUUGAGACAAGUAAAGUCUGUGGGUACAUGUAAUUGUGCAUCAUAAAAUUAAGAAGUUAGUAAUAAUACCAUUUGUGCCACUUUGUAGCAGAAAGAGUUUAACUUUUGGUGCUCUGAAGCAAACUCUGGAUAAAUUUACUGUUAUUUAAUCCUAACCAUGACAGCAUUUUCUGUUGUAGUUUUUUAUUGUUCAAUGAACUUUCUUGGUGUAUUGACUGUACUUGUUUGAUUAUUCUAUAAAACUUCUUGUUUCAUGUUUUUAUGGUUUGUCACUUAGGAUCAUACACACUUAAAUUGUGUUUUUGUCAGGAUGUUUUCAAUGUAGAAAUCUUAUUUUGAAAACAAAGCUAAUAACUUUGUCCAUUCUUGGAUUAUUUUGUAUGUAUGGACUAUUUUUUCAUUGCUACUUGUUGGUUGAAGUGAACUAUAGCAUGAAGAGAUAGAUAUUAAAGCAACCAUUUUGUCUUUCUUGUUAGUAAUAGAUACAUUAUUUUAUCAGUCAAAACAUCCGAGUGACAUUUGAAUCAAUUUAUUGAACAUAAGGUUUUCUAAUUUGAUUGUCUUGUUACAUGGGAUGCUGAUAUACCCAACGAACACGAGUUUAAAUGUACUGGUGAGUGUUAAUUAGAAAUAUAAAGGUUUUGUUUCAUUAAAUAUAACGGAUAUAUCAACAUCUCAGUAGGUAAUAAAAGUUGUAGAAAUUUGGUUGAAAUAAAUCUCUUCUGUCUACAACCAUACCUUCUUCCCACCUCUUUUUUUUGUGUACAUUAAAACACUUAUAAGGCUUUGUCGUUGUAUUGUAGAAAAAAAGAAGAUAUGUUUGAGUAUGUGUAGGGUGAAAUCCAUUUUCACAGUGAAUGUUAAUGUAUGCUUAUGAGUUAUUAAUAAUACAUAAAACCUCAUAAAUAAUACUUGAGUUUUGGGGAAGUAACAAAAGGUUUUUAUUGAUGGCUAAUUUUCUGCAUUGUUUUUUACAAAGAUAUAGUAAAAGUAUUGAGAAAAAGGGAUUUUGUUUUUAAAAGGUCCUAAACCAAGAGAGAUGCAACUUGCUAACUUUAUUUCACUUAGAUUUGUGUUAAUGUUUCAAGAAUAUCAUUAAAUAUUUAAGAUUUGCUUUUUUCGACAUGUUCUUUACAAAACCUAACAUGUAAGUAGGUUUAUUCCUGAAUGAAUUUAAUAAAAGUUGAUAUUUAUAUGUC
This is a messenger RNA of Limulus polyphemus (Atlantic horseshoe crab), 4616 nucleotides long. Its product is annotated as tyrosine-protein kinase CSK-like. The coding region runs from base 311 to 1684 and encodes 457 amino acids. Gene Ontology annotation, molecular function: protein tyrosine kinase activity; protein binding; ATP binding. The record is from RefSeq and is a predicted model, not a curated record. NCBI's taxonomy places the organism in Eukaryota, Metazoa, Arthropoda, Merostomata, Xiphosura, Limulidae. Gene Ontology annotation, biological process: protein phosphorylation. The transcript is spliced from 14 exons.